AUGACUAUUAUUGUCCUUUACGACGCUCGUCUACAGGCCGACACAGAGAAGGCACACGUGCAGUGUCGUCUACAGGCCGACACAGAGAAGGCACACUUACAGUGUCGUCUACAGGCCGACACAGAAAAGGCACACUUGCAGUGUCGUCUAGAGACCGACAAAGAGAAGGCACACGUACAGUGUCGUCUACAGGCCGACAAAGAGAAGGCGCACUUGCAGUGUCGUCUAGAGACCGACAAAGAGAAGGCACACGUACAGUGUCGCCUACAGGCCGACAAAGAGAAGGCACACGUACAGUUUCGUCUACAGGCCGACACAGAGAAGGCACACUUGCAGUGUCGUCUACAGGCCGACAAAGAGAAGGCACACAUACAGUGUCGUCUACAGGCCGACAAAGAGAAGGCACACAUACAGUGUCGUCUACAGGCCGACAAAGAGAAGGCACACUUACAGUGUCGUCUACAAGCCGACAAAGAGAAGGCACACUUACAGUGUCGUCUACAAGCCGACAAAGAGAAGGCGCACUUGCAGUGUCGUCUAGAGACCGACAAAGAGAAGGCACACUUACAGUGUCGUCUACAGGCCGACAAAGAGAAGGCACACGUACAGCGUCGUCUACAGGCCGACAAAGAGAAGGCACAAUUACAGUGUAGUCUACAGGCCGACAAAGUGCAGGCACACGUACAGUGUCGUCUACAGGCCGACAAAGAGACGGCACACGUACAGCGUCGUCUACAGGCCGACAAAGAGAAGGCACUCUUACAGUGUCGUCUACAGGCCGACAAAGGGAAGGCACACGUACAGAGUCGUCUACAGGCCGACACAGAGAAGGCACCCGUACAGUGUCGUCUACAAGCCGACAAAGAGAAGGCACCCGUACAGUGUCGUCUACAAGCCGACAAAGAGACGGCGCACUUGCAGUGUCGUCUAGAGACCGACAAAGAGAAGGCACACUUACAGUGUCGUCUCCAAGCCGACAAAGAGAAGGCGCACUUGCAGUGUCGUCUAGAGACCGACAAAGAGAAGGCACACGUACAGUGUCAUCUACAGGCCGACAAAGAGAAGGCACACGUAGAGUGUCGUCUACAGGCCGACAAAGAGAAGGCACAAGUACAGUGUCGUCUACAGGCCGACAAAGAGACGGCACACGUACAGCGUCGUCUACAGGCCGACAAAGAGAAGGCACAAUUAGAGUGUCGUCUACAGGCCGACAAAGGGAAGGCACACGUACAGAGUCGUCUACAGGCCGACACAGAGAAGGCACACGUACAGCGUCGUCUACAGGCCGACACAGAGAAGGCACGCGUACAGCGUCGUCUACAGGCCGACAAAGAGAAGGCACAAUUAGAGUGUCGUCUACAGGCCGACAAAGGGAAGGCACACGUGGAGUGUCGUCUACAGGCCGUCAAAGAGAAGGCACACUUACAGUGUCGUCUCCAAGCCGACAAAGAGAAGGCGCACUUGCAGUGUCGUCUAGAGACCGACAAAGAGAAGGCACACGUACAGUGUCGUCUAGAGGCCGACAAAGAGAAGGCACCCUUCCAGUGUCGUCUACAGGCCGACAAAGAGAAGGCACCCGUACAGGGUCGUCUACAGGCCGACACAGAGAAGGCACGCGUACAGCGUCGUCUACAGGCCGACAAAGAGAAGGCACAAUUAGAGUGUCGUCUACAGGCCGACAAAGGGAAGGCACACGUACAGAGUCGUCUACAGGCCGACACAGAGAAGGCAACCGUACAGUGUCGUCUGCAAGCCGACAGAGAGAAGGCACACUUACAGUGUCGUCUACAGGCCGACAAAGAGAAGGCACAUGUACAGUGUCGUCCACAGGCCGACACAGAGAAGGCAAACUUACUGUACUGA
Messenger RNA from Mizuhopecten yessoensis (Yesso scallop), 1863 nucleotides. RefSeq names its product caldesmon-like. The record is from RefSeq and is a predicted model, not a curated record. NCBI's taxonomy places the organism in Eukaryota, Metazoa, Mollusca, Bivalvia, Pectinida, Pectinidae. The transcript has 2 exons. The coding region runs from base 1 to 1863 and encodes 620 amino acids.